Molecule: messenger RNA, 546 nt
Organism: Acanthosepion pharaonis
Lineage: Eukaryota; Metazoa; Mollusca; Cephalopoda; Sepiida; Sepiidae
Source: the annotation of a GenBank genome assembly
AUGCCGAAAGGUGGCACUGGUGCAGGCCGUGGCAAGAGAAGCCACAAAGGCCAACGAAGGAUAUUUACAAAUGAAGAAGAACUUGCUCAACAACAUGAACAGGAAGAAAAGAAAAAAGCUUGGAGGAGGCAAAAAGGUAUUGAGAGUGGUGAGGAAGGGAACAGUGAUGGAGGAAGCGCAUCAUCUUCAGAAGAUUCUGACAGUAAAGAAGAAUUCAAAAGUAAAGGAGUUGGUCAUUUAAUAGAUAUAGAGAAUCCAAAUCGAGCAAAUGUAAACCGAAGUAAAAAAGUGACUGAUAUAGCCGUUGAAGGAGGUGGAUCUGAAAGUCUGUCAAGAAGAGAACGGGAAGAAAUUGAAAAGCAGCAAGCGAAGAUCAGAUAUCAGCAACUGCACAUCCAAGGGAAAACGGAUGAAGCACGAGCUGAUUUGGCAAGGUUAGCACUCAUAAAGAAACAACGAGAAGAAGCAGCAAAGAAAAGGGAAGAUGAAAAGAAAGCAAAAGAUACAGCAAAAGUGUCUGCAAAUAAACUCAAGGGCAAAUCUUGA